GAAGGUGAACAGUUUUUGGUUUUAUCGUUGUUUUUUUUCCUGCGAAAUAAAACUAUUCUUAAAACAUUGCUUCUUAAAUCUGAAGUGGCAUGGCCAAAACAUGUACAAAACAAUCAAAAUAAGAGAAACGGAUAAUAACGGUCAAAUUAAUCGAAAUAUAUGUGAUCGUUUGGCCGAGAGGUUAAAGCUAUGGACUCCGGCGGCGGUGAUCGUGUGUCAAGACUUAACGUCAAGUUUAAACCAGGACUGCAACAAUCAGAUUGCUCUGAUGAUACUCAAAAUCGAAAAUACCAGUCUCAUACAAAUUCAGAUUCAUCAAAUGGACAUAGCGUUUACAACAAAGUUCCAAACAAUACUCCAGAUAAAGAAUCAUUUGUUAUUAAUCAACACCCAGGGAUUUUCACGUCUGGUGAAAAUUAUGCAGGACCACUUCCAAAAAGUCAUAGCCUGCUAGCUUGGUUAACAUGCUUGUUUUGCUGCUGGCCAAUUUCGAUUGUUUCUAUAAUUAAAUCUAAUGAGGUUACCCACGCUCUUGGUAGAGGUGAUAUAUUAAGAGCUCGCAUUGCAUCAGAAUCUGCAAAAAAGUUUGGUUAUGCUUCCUUGGGGUGCGGUAUCUUUGUGCAAUUAACAAUUUUUAUUGUCGCAAUAAUUUUGUUUACAGUAGUUUUACCUACUAUGGGUUAUCGAAUCAGUAUAUUUUAGAUUAAAAAAAUUAAAACCAGAAUUAUAUGUAACUUUUUUAUACAAACCGAAAAAUAAUUUUGUGUGUGAUUGAAAUGAAUAUAAUCUCAUUGUUAAGAACUAA
Hydra vulgaris (swiftwater hydra) is the source of this 805-nucleotide messenger RNA. RefSeq lists its product as uncharacterized. Lineage: Eukaryota; Metazoa; Cnidaria; Hydrozoa; Anthoathecata; Hydridae. The record is from RefSeq and is a predicted model, not a curated record. Gene Ontology annotation, cellular component: membrane.